AUGGAAGUUUCUAAGGGCCGAGCUGUUGUGCUACAGAUCCCAUCUUGGGGUACUUGGAGGGCUGAAACUAAGCUGGUACCAAGUGGGAAGUCCCUUACCCUUCUCCCAGGUCAGGCCACACCAAACUACAUGGGGGUUCUUGGUGACAAGACAAUCUGCUGCUUUCUCCUAGGGACCCACACAACAGCAAACCUUGGAGCAGGAUGCCAUCAAGCUGACCCUCAGAGGAGCCUGAAAGGGACACAGCCUUCUAAGAAGAUGAAACUCGCCUUCUUUUUCCUACUCAUCCUCAUCACCCUUCUAGCACUGAUGUCCCCUGGCCAUGCUGACUGCUCUUUAAACUCCAUUGUGGAGAAGAAAGUAAAGGAAGCGCUUUCCAAAUUAGAGACUGGAUAUCAGAGAUCUCUCUCUUGUAUAAGUGUGAAAAGAAAUGGUAAACUGGCCGCUUGCCCUUCAGGGUUUAAAGUUACUGGCUGUGCCUGUGGCUAUGGCUGUGGUUCCUGGAAUGUUCAAGGGUACGAGACGUGUCAUUGUCAGUGCUCAGGCAUGGACUGGACCACUGCUCGAUGCUGCAAGAUUUCCUAA
Molecule: messenger RNA, 585 nt
Organism: Vombatus ursinus (common wombat)
Lineage: Eukaryota; Metazoa; Chordata; Mammalia; Diprotodontia; Vombatidae
Gene: RETNLB
Product: resistin like beta
Exons: 5
Coding region: 1-585 (194 amino acids)
Cellular component (GO): extracellular region
Molecular function (GO): hormone activity
Source: RefSeq, a predicted model, not a curated record